AUGCACUUCCAGGGCGCUCCGGCAGGGUCGGGGUCUCCGACCCGCUCAAUGGUUUCACUGCCCAGGGUGUUUUCUUCUAGUAGAGACCACGCUCAAGGUGUAUUGUUUUGGAUCUUUAUUUUACUGAUUGCCACUUUGGAGCGCUUGCGGUGCCUCGGUCGAGAUCUUCGCCGACGCUGGCGAACCGCGCCGCUCAAGCACACGCAACUGCAAUCGUUUCCGUCGCACGUCGCACUCCUCGGUAACGAAGCAGCGCUUGCGUCGAUCACGAAACACCUAAUAGGACGCGGUGUUCAGAGAGUUACUGUGUUUGAUCCGGGCAAAAGGGAGCAGCGAGGGCGCCUUGGCAGGGCAAGCACUCCAGCGAGGCUUGUUCUGGGCCCUGCAGACGCCACACGUCGCCGUAUUGUGGCCAUGACGGUAGACCAGCGCGAGCGCAUCAGCGAUAACAGAGCCUUCUACGAUGAACCAGACUUGCUACUCACCUUGGAUGGGCAUCUUCACGGGUAUCCGGCCACGGCGCUGCGCGUUACGCACCUCCACCGGCUUGCGAAUCCGAGUUUAUGGGCGGUAGAUGAGGCGCUUCGUCUCUACUUGACAACUGAACGUCGCCAAGGUCGAUGA
Cyanidioschyzon merolae strain 10D is the source of this 624-nucleotide messenger RNA. RefSeq lists its product as hypothetical. The transcript has a single exon. Bases 1 to 624 code for a protein of 207 amino acids. The record is from RefSeq and is a predicted model, not a curated record. Lineage: Eukaryota; Rhodophyta; Bangiophyceae; Cyanidiales; Cyanidiaceae.